AUGAGUAUCUACGCAUCGCAAUUUGGCGGAAUGGAUCAAGGAAGCCCUUCGCAGUGGACUAGGAGAACGCCCAACCAUGGCAGGAAGAGAGGUACGGCGUGUGAGCGUUGCAACCGGCGGAGAACAAAGUGUGAUGGAUCUGUCAUUGGUGUGCCAUGCUCAGCUUGCAAGAAGAGUGGCCAUCAUGAGCAGUGUGCACUCAUCCAAUCUAAGCGCCGAAGAGGCCCCGAUGGGAGAUACACGCUAUUGCCAGAAGUGGAAUCUCACCGCAGCUCCGAUAGCCUCAGCUUUGCCCCGAACGACGAGGAUUCCAUGGGAUUGAUCACUGGAGCAUCACCGACAGAGGAAGAACUACAUAACAGUAAUUCAAUGCAGCCGUCGAGUGAGUCGGCCACCGCAAGGCUUUCGUCUGAGCAGCAUGCAAGUCCCAAUGCACAACCAAGCGUUGUCGGAGAAAGCUGGUAUGCCUCAUAUGUCAUGAGAGGUUACACGCCCGGCCACAACAGUGUUCACCGACCAAUCAAAGAGUGUAACGAGACAGUUCAGAGUGUUACCCGUGAUACGAGGAGAGAGAGCGUCUGCAGCCGGCCGUCCUUGCCCCGUGAGAAGACAACCCUGUCGGAUCUCCCAUCACCAGACUUAGUAGACCGUCUCAUCAAGGUCUACUUUGACAGAUUUCACGCGUUUUGUCCGAUACUUGGUAGAAAAUACUUCCUUUCCUCCCUUUCUGACGGAACCAUGUCAGGUACCCUUCUCCAAAGUGUCCUUUUUGUUGCAUCGCUACACUGUGGUGCAGAAGUACUACAUCUCAUGGGUUACAGCACUCGAUGGGAUGCCAACAAUGCUCUGUACAACAAGGCCAGCACAGCAUUCGACGCGGAUCGAGAUUCGAGUCGCAUCCAUAUGAUACUGUCGUCGUACCUGCUUCACUACUGGUUCGGAAGUCCGACGGCUUAUCGAGACUGUCAUUGGUGGCUCGCUGCUGCAAUACGAUCCGCGCAGUGUACAGGUUAUCAUAGGAGCACUAGGAAUAGUAAGAUGUCACAUGAAGAAAGGUCGCGAUGGAAGCGCAUCUGGUGGUGUCUUUAUGUCCGUGAUCGCCAGAUCGCCAUCUCCACCGGGACACCGAUGGUGAUCAACGACCAAGAUCAUGAUGUCGAAGGACUUGUCGAGCAAGACUUUGCGGAGGAAGCUCCAGAGACUGUGCAGUAUAUCAUAUCCCAGGUCAAGCUGAGUAAAGCUAUGGCUCGACUGUACUUCUCCCACUGCUCGCCUUCCCGUCUGUCUCUCUGUAAAGAAGCUCAUGUCCUCGAUGAAGCCAUGAGAGAUAUCCAGUCAGAAUUACAAGCCUGGUAUGACUCUUCUGAGGGCUUGAACUUCUCCAACGGCCAUCAUCAUCUAAGUCUGACACUGAAGGUUUGCUAUCACGUGUCUGCUCUUUUCUCCGCUAUGAUGGCCUUGGCAGUAGAAGUAAAAAUCUCAGCGCCUAAAAGCGAUCAGAUAUUUGUAAAGAUCCGACCUGGAUUAUUGGCCCUCAAGCAGUUUGAGUCCGUCUAUAUACUCGCCAGAUGGAUCAAAAGUUUCUUCAUGAAUAUUCUGAACCGCCCAACGCCUUUCGAUGCGGUAGAAGCGCAUAGACCACCUCCGACCCUACAUGGUGAUGACACGACUGGCAGGGGUACUGGCUUAGAGAUGAUUAACGGCACCGAUGAGAUCCCGACGACGACUGCAUCAGCUGGCCAAGCCACGCAUGACACGACAAACUUUGAGGACUCCAAUUUCGGAUUUGACCAGGGUUCGGGAUCCGAGGCAGGCGGCUUUUGGCCGACGUACUUGGCAAACGGUGUCUUCUCGGGUGUUCAGUCAAGUGACGACAUGGAGUUCCCGCAUCCAGACUCGUUCCAGUAUCAAGCUAUGUACUUUCUAGCCGAUCUAGGCAUAGCGAGUACCGAACCUAUAGAUCAAUAA
This is a messenger RNA of Fusarium fujikuroi IMI 58289, 1968 nucleotides long. RefSeq names its product related to cutinase transcription factor 1 beta. Gene Ontology annotation, biological process: regulation of DNA-templated transcription; DNA-templated transcription. Lineage: Eukaryota; Fungi; Ascomycota; Sordariomycetes; Hypocreales; Nectriaceae. Gene Ontology annotation, molecular function: DNA-binding transcription factor activity, RNA polymerase II-specific; DNA binding; zinc ion binding. The transcript has 5 exons. The record is from RefSeq and is a predicted model, not a curated record. Bases 1 to 1968 code for a protein of 655 amino acids.